CACUUCUCUCCAGUGCUCGCUUGCUCUCCUUCGAAUCCACAUCACACAAAAUUUUUGUGACACAAAUCCUCCCAUAAACCACCCACAAAUAAACUGAAACUACACUUUCAAAUCAAUUUUAUCCCUUAAUAACUUGUUAAAUAAAUAGUUCUUCGUGCUUUUUAUUAAAUUCCACCAAUGGAUAAAGAUGAAAGUCCUGACUCCGACUCCUUCCGUUCCGACCGUGAGCUGGACGUGCGUCAUAAUGUUCCUAUUCCCUGCUCCGGUUAUAACUCAGAUACCAGUUUCCACCCCACGGGAUACUUAGACAUGUCUGAACUUUUGCAGACCUCACCAACCGCCACGGGCGAGACAAGUUCCGCCGCAACCGCCACGGGCGAGACAAGUUCCGCCGCAACCGCCACGGGCGAGACAAGUUCCGCCGCAACCGCCACGGGCGAGACAAGUUCCGCCGCAACCGCCACGGGCGAGACAAGUUCCGCCGCAACCGCCACGGGCGAGACAAGUUCCGCCGCAACCGCCACGGGCGAUACAAGUUCCGCCGCAACCGCCACGGGCGAGACUAGUGCCGCUGCCCCGCCACCGCCAAUGCCUCCACCACCGCCCGUCUGGGACCGCCCCACGAGAGACACGGCUGCAGUUGUUCAGACCUCUACGACAACCACCGCCGCCGUCACGAGCGAGACAUGUGCCGCCGACCCGCGGCAACCGCGGCCAAAAUCGCCACUGCCCUCCAUCCCACGUGUCAUUGACGACGGCCGUGUCCCUGACCCCUCCACCACGCGUGUCAUUGACGACGGCGCUAUCCCUGGCCCCUCCAGGGUAAUUGUGGAAAGGAUAAUUGUGGACGAAAAUGACGACAGUACCUCCGAAGCCGAGCAAUUUAUCGUAUGUGAACGUGGUGCACUAAAAAGAAAGAGCGACCCUCAAGUUGAAAAGAAGAAGGAGCAAAAAUAUGACGCGGACGAUGAGAACAGUGAUCCCAUCACUGAAACAUCAUACCUUGCUGACGAGGUGGCUGAUAUCGCUGUCACCUCCAGUAGCGGCAUCACUUCCACGACCGCCGUUAGUGACGCACCCGUCCCAGGCACCUCCGCCAGUUGCCCCGCCCUCCCGGAGGACAAAAAGACUGAGGAGAAAUCUAAGGAGGACCAAAGUCCUGAUCCAGGUACCCUGACUGAAGACGAUCUUGACGACGCUGUUUAUGACGAACCUGGAGAGGGGGCGAAUGCCGGGGCUGAAGGUGGAGAUCCUGGAGAGGGGGCGAAUGCCGGGGCUGAAGGUGACGAACUUAUGCCGGAUGCCGGGGCUGAAGGUGGAGAUCCUGGAGAGGGGGCGAAUUACCUAGUUCCCCGUCUCGCACCUGACGCAACGGUGAAUGGCCGAGUUGCCCGUAACACACCCGAAGAAGGGGGGAGUGAUCGGGCUGAAAGUGACGAACCUGACGAGGGGGCGCAUGGCCAAGUUGGACGUGACGUACCUGACGAGGGGGCAAGUGACCAGGAUAAAGAUGACUCACCUGGCGCAGACUCAGUUAGCCGGGCGUCGGACUCGUCUGAAUAUAUUGACGUCGAAACUAUUGACACAUCUGAACCUAUUGACAUCGAAAGUAUUGGCACAUCUGAACCUAUUGAGAUCGUAAGUACUGAACCCUCCGACGGUGAGGACGAGAACGCCGAUGGCCUCGGACUUGGAAACUAGAACGGGACAAGGACGACAUGGAUUUUAUACUGGCUUGUGACUGCUAAUUAAUUUUAAUGUGGCUAAUUUACAUAUUUUUAAAUACUUCCUCUUAUAAUGUAUCGACAUAUUUUUCAAUUUCUAUUUACGAAAACAAGUUUUUCGAGUUAAGAAAAUUGCGUAUUUAUUUAUGUACAUAUUUAUUUGUGACAAAAUUCUGAGUGAGUAACAGUUUAUGAUACGCGUCCGUAAUUUAUUUUAAAAUUUAAAAACUUAAAAAUUACUGAAAUUGAUGUAUGUGUGCUAUACAUGUAAAACUUGAAUUGGUCGAAAUGCAGACAAAAUAGUUGUUUUGAUGUUCUUAAUAAUUUUAAUCUUUUUGGAUAAGUUUAGUAAAUGUGCAAAUGAGGUGGAGUUGGAUAAGUUUUGUUUUGAGAUAAUAAUGAAAGGGAGACUAAUUAUAAGGCUAAGAUAAGAUUUUAAUCGACAUAAUUUUAUAAUUUAUUCAAGUUUACAUUAAUUAUGCAGUUACAAUUUUACUGAUGGGAUUUUUUAAAAUUUAUCUUUGUCGAUGCAAAUUUCGUUUUCAUUGUGCUGAUGUAUUUAUAUAAGUCUGCAUUAAAAACAGUUUUUUUAAAGUGUA
Folsomia candida is the source of this 2323-nucleotide messenger RNA. RefSeq names its product aggrecan core protein. The record is from RefSeq and is a predicted model, not a curated record. The coding region runs from base 178 to 1701 and encodes 507 amino acids. NCBI's taxonomy places the organism in Eukaryota, Metazoa, Arthropoda, Collembola, Entomobryomorpha, Isotomidae. The transcript is spliced from 5 exons.